AUUUUCAGCUCCACCAAAGGCUGGAAAUAAAAAAUCCAGAAGGGAUAUAAAAUAAGUCAUCAUUCUUUUAACACUUUUGCACAAGCCAACAUCUAUUUCGAUCAUGUUCUAAUUUUUCCAAAUUAGUGUUUCUAACUGCUAAUAUAAAAAAUAAUGUAACCACUUGGAUUUAACACUGCAUAAAUUAAAUUUAAGUUAUUACCAUAACAUGUAUCAAACAAAAAUCUGGGCAAAUCAUGGGUCACAUGAGUAAAAUAUCCCGGGCUGCCAUUGGCUGCAGAGUUUCUUUGAUCUGAAACCAGAAAUUUGCAGGCAGCUAUAAUCACUCUCUAAUUGUCCCCAGGCUUAAAGAAGCUACAAUUACUUGGACCUCAUCAUAUAGAGCAAGUUUCAAAUGUGCAUAUUUAAGUAGUGGGCAUAUAGAGCUUUACUUAUGAUCUACUUAUUUGCUAAAUAUUUCUCCCAACAAUAGCACCAACUACAUGGCAGAACCACAACCUGAUUCUACCCAUUAAUAUAGAACUGGACUGCAAGCAAAUCACUCUCAAUUGCAGGGGAAUUCUGCAGAAGAUUAUCUGCCAACAAUUUUUGUAUAGCAGCUGUAAUGCUUCUUUCAGAACAUGAUAAACUGAUUGACAUCUAACAACGUAGCGAUUGAAGUGUUUGACAGCUGUAGUGCACAAACAUGGGGAUGGAAUGAAGCACAAACUUGAUCUAGCUUAGAUGGAGCAUCCUGGUUGACAUGGAUGAGUUGGGCUAGAGGGCCUGUUUCCAUGCUGCACAACUCUGUCACCUUCUCCCUCCUCUGCAACCCUGCCCCUCACUCUUUCAGAAAGCCACCAGAUCUGGAUCUUUUGUUUUUGUAAGCAUUGUAAACAUGGGUAGACCAUUGAUAGACAAAAAGCUGGAGUAACUCAGCGGGUCAGACUGCAUCUCUGGAGAAAAGGAAUGGGUGAUGUUUCGGGUGGAGACCCUUCUUCAGACCAUUAAAUAUACAAAAAUACUAGAUAGGAUUAACUCUUGAAAACCUGACAAAAAUUACAAGUACAAUGCAAUUAUAAUAAUUUAGUUGUUGUCAUCCUCUGGGCUGGAAUACACUCUGGGCCCUUGUUGUCCAUCGGUGCCAAAUUUGGGCUAAACAGUGAGCAUUUAUCAAGUGCAUUUCAUGCGAGAUCUAAACAUUAAUUCCAUGGAUGAAAGGUUGCAUAAUCUAAUUGUUGGCACUGCAGAGGUGCCAAGUCUGUAAUUCUGCACCAGCUUGGAGAGAAAAAAAAAGAAAAAAAAAGAGUGUUCACUUGACAAGGAUUUCAUGGUGAAUUGACCCAGAUCUGGCAGCUUCCCUCUUGGGAAUCUUGGGCCCGUUUAGCCCUGUGUGGGGGUGACAGCGAGACUUUUACACAAUAUUCACCUGCAGAAGAAAGGGUGCCCGAUUUGUGACGUCUUCCAUCGCCUUUAACACACAUCGCCUUGUCUCCUUUUGAUGGAUUUUAUUUGAGGAAAAGGGGUGAAUUAAAAAACAAAUUAUCCGUUGUAAAGGUCCCCCAAAAUGGGUAAGGACAUAUCAACGGUAUUCAGAGGAGUUUAGCUCUUUAAAUUAUACCUCAUAACUUCCCCCAUCCCGCUCAAUUCUGAAGCCAAUGAGCUGUGCCAUGGCAACGCACUAUAAACAUACCGCAGUUUGGUGUUUAGCAUCAGCCGGGCAGGCAGCCGUCUUCAAGAAAAACUAUCGUUGUGUGAAGGAUGCAGAAAACGGGGAUUAAUGCAUGCAUCCCGUGUUGAUCGGCGACCAUCGUUUAAGAAAGUAUAGCUUGGCCUGAAAAAUGAAAGAUGAAGAAACCGAAGAAGACGAAGAAGAAUAGUAAGACGGAGAAGAACAAAAAUGUUUCAGUCACUGUUCAAAAAUUUCUGAAAACUUACGAACGGCACUGUGCUCAGUCAUCCAGUGCAGUCUGCUCAAUGCUCGCACAUCACCUGCAGAAAUGUAUUGAAAAUGAAGAAAUACCCACAAAGUUGAUGCUUGCAAGGCUUGAGACGAGUACAGAUCCCCUGCUACCAGUCAAUCUGAAACCAUUGCUAAUGACAGUCCGAGAUGAGCGCUACAUGUAUGGAAAGGAGCUGUGUGUCUGGCACGUUGCUCUUAGCAAUGAGGACAUUGCAAAUUUAGCAAUAAUUCUAGAACUCCGUGGACGGACAAAGUAUCCAUUUACUAAAGUUGAACUGUUGGAUUGUGGAAUCGAUACCUGGUCAAUUGAAAGGCUUGGGAAAUCUCUCAAUGUCAGUGUGCUGACUUGCAUUGUUCUGGAUUAUAAUGAAUUUGACGAUGGAGGCCUCAAAGGAUUGUGCCAUGGACUAAUGGGAAAUGGUCAGCUGUUAACACUAAGCUUAUGUUACUGUAACCUGGGACCGCCAAGUGGAUCUUACUUGGGAGACCUGGUUGCCAAAACUGCCAUUAAAGAUUUGCUGCUGGAUGGCAACAAUUUGCAGUGUGAGGGAGCUGGUGAACUUAUCAAGUUUAUAGGCAAUUAUGCCGAACACAUGGUUAAGAGGAAAUCUGGGCCACCUUCCGAUAUUGAAGGGAAAGCGUCAAAACCCUUUUUGGAAGAGAACGCAGGACACAAUAUUCCUAUUGAUGGUGUGGAAAACAUGAGCAGUAGCAUUCCUGGAUUCAUGAAGAAAAAGAAAGGGAGGAAAAAAAAGGAACUUCCACAGAUAGGACCUUGGUUGUCCAAACUACACCUGGCAGAUAAUGGCAUAGAUGGAAGAGGCAAUGAAGGCAUAAUGGGUGCAAUGACGUUUGUUGAAAUGUUGUGCCAAUUGAUACAGUUUUCAGAUCAUUUGACGGAACUGCGUUUAGAUGGUAACUGCUUAGGUGAGCUGAGUGGCAAAAUGAUACUCGAUGCCUUAAGAGAAAGGAAAGAAGCAAAACUCCCUGAUUUGAAAAUUGAUGUUUCGGCCCAAAUGAAUGCAGAUACUUUCAGCAACAUUUUGAAGAAUGCCAAAAAGCACAAGAAAACUAAAAGAAAUAAGAAGGUAAACCAGCAGUUACAGAAAAUCAAAAACAAAGUUGCAAAUGUUGGAAAUCUGAAUAACAACCAGAAAUACAUAAAAUUAUGGAGAUAGUAAACAGAUCAGGCAGCAUCUGUGGAGGGAGAAACAAGUCUGUUCUCUCCCUAGAACUUCCCUAAACUUCUUUCGGCCCAACUCAUCCAUGCCGACCAAGAUGCCCAUCUAAGCUAGUCUCAUUCAGUGCAUUUGGCCUAGAAACAUUUCAGAUCCAUGCACCUGUCCGUGUCUUUUAACUAUUGUUGUACCUGCACCAUCAAGCCAAUUAUUUCUUCAAUUAGUUAGCUCUCCAUGGAUUCCAUGGGAUCUAACCUUCCCGACUAGCCUACCAUGUGGGACCUUGUCAAAGGCCUCGUAAAAGUCUGUAUAGACAACAUCCACCAUCCUGCUCUUGUAAAUCCUCUUGGUUACCUCUUUAAAAAUCUCCAGCAGAUUUUGGAGUCACUAUUUCCCACGUACAAAGUCAUGUGACUAUCGCUAAUCAUCCUUGCCCAUCCCAACGCUGGUAGAUCCAGUCCCUCCAGUAACUAAACACCGAUCUCAGUUUAAGAGUGUAGUUAAUCACCAUUUCCUCAAUUAAGGAUGAGUAACAAAUACUGGCCUUGCAACAAUAUCCUCAUCUUGUGAAGGAAUGUAUUAAGGAAUGUAUUAAAACAUACAAAAAAAAACUCAAGAGGUUGUCUAGAGUGCAGCAGUGGUUAGUUUCAUGGGCCUGCAAAAUGUCAUGGAGUGGGUGAGAGCUCCCUGGACUGUGGUUAGGUGUGGUACCUGUUACUGCCACAAAUCCCUUUUUGCUGUGAGGAUCACCACAUCCCUAAAAUGAUCUUGCACCACUACUUUAUGGUGUACCCAGAUCUAUCUAAGAAUUGAGAAAUAGGAGCAGGUGUAGGUCAAGCACCCCUUACUGUUCACUAAAAUCGGAGCUGAUUAUCACCAGUUCUAUUCUGAUUCCUCUGCAGGUGAAAAGAUGUUUACCUAAUGUUCUACUCGCCUUUAUCAUUUAGCAUUGUGAUUUUGUUGUUACAUAUUUCAAAUUGAAUCAGUUCCCCCUUUAGCCACUGUUUUAUCUUUUU
Molecule: messenger RNA, 4136 nt
Organism: Leucoraja erinaceus (little skate)
Lineage: Eukaryota; Metazoa; Chordata; Chondrichthyes; Rajiformes; Rajidae
Exons: 10
Coding region: 1828-3120 (430 amino acids)
Source: RefSeq, a predicted model, not a curated record